AUGAAGAUCCUUGAGGCUCAGACGGCGGUCCUCACCAACUACGAGGUCUACAAGCACCUUACGGAGAAGAAGCUCGGUCAAAAGAAGCGAGGAGAGCGUCGUGGCCCUGGCAAUCUCGAGACCCUGGCCAAAGAACUCCUGCAGUACCUGCGUACACCACCCAACCCGCUCUGCCAGGACCCCAUCACCUACCACCCGGAAUGCAUCUCCCAGCUGUUGGAGAGGCUCCAGCCCUAUGACCUCGCCAAGGGUGAGGUUGUAAUGAUUCUCAACCUCCGUCCCGCCUCCGUCGCUGCGUUGAAUACCGUCAUCGAAGAGAUGACGGAGCGCUUCGACGAAGCCCAGCAGGAAGAAAUCGUCAACAUUAUCGCUGAGGUUCUCGGAUCUUUCCCCCAGGAGGCCGAGGAGGAGGAGGGCGGCGAGCAAGCGAACGGCACGGCCUAG
Molecule: messenger RNA, 444 nt
Organism: Colletotrichum siamense
Lineage: Eukaryota; Fungi; Ascomycota; Sordariomycetes; Glomerellales; Glomerellaceae
Gene: rpc17
Product: DNA-directed RNA polymerase III subunit rpc9
Exons: 2
Coding region: 1-444 (147 amino acids)
Biological process (GO): transcription initiation at RNA polymerase III promoter
Cellular component (GO): RNA polymerase III complex
Molecular function (GO): nucleotide binding
Source: RefSeq, a predicted model, not a curated record